AUGUUUUUAGAACUAAAAGUAAUUUAUUUAGGAGUAAUUAUAGUUGUAUGCUUUGUUGGUGGAAUUUCACCAAUUAUAUUGGGAAAGUUUUGUAAUUCAUCUAAAAAUAUUGUUAGUUUUUCAAGUUGUUUGGGUGGUGGUAUAUUAUUGGGUGCAUCACUAUUGCAUUUACUAAAUGAUAGUGAGGAGUUUUUAAAAGGGGAGUAUCCAUUUAGUCAUUUAAUAUAUGCAUUGGGCUUUUUUGCAUCCUUUAUUUUAGAAAGAGUAUUGUUUGAACAUUCUCAUGACCACAAGGUGCCAACAUUAUCAAUAAAUAUUUCAAAUGACGAACAUAUAAAUGAAGAUAUUAAAGGUUUAUUAACAGAUGAUUACGAAGAAACUGAAUUAGAGUUUGAUGAAGGUCAUGAAACCAUAAGUUCUCAAAAUCUAGGUCAUGGUCAUGGUCACAGUCACGUUCAUAGCCAGAACCAUGGUAACAAUAAAAAAUCAAGUGGAAAGUUUCCAUAUAUGCUAUUUGUUGUAUUAAGUUUAGAAAGCUUAAUCUCUGGUAUGGCAUUAACAUUAGAAGAAGACAAAAUUUUAAUUUCAGUUACAUUUAUUGCAAUUAUUACUCAUAUAUGGGCCGAAUCAUUCGCUUUGAGUGCUAAUGUUAUGAAGUCAUUAUUAAAAUUAAGGGAUAAUCGUUAUAUUUCAAAAACAAUUUUCAAAUCAUCUCUUAUAUUUUCAUUAGUAACACCACUUGGAGGCUUAUUUGGUUUGGUCGCAGUGUAUGUUUUAAAGCAAUCUCAAAUUGAUUAUAUUUCAGGUGUUCUUCUAGCUUUUGCGGGUGGUUGUUUCUUAUAUGUAGGUAUUUUCGAAAUUAUGGUCGAGGAGUUUUUAAUUUAUUAA
Dictyostelium purpureum is the source of this 888-nucleotide messenger RNA. RefSeq lists its product as uncharacterized. The record is from RefSeq and is a predicted model, not a curated record. Gene Ontology annotation, molecular function: zinc ion transmembrane transporter activity. The transcript is spliced from 3 exons. Gene Ontology annotation, biological process: zinc ion transmembrane transport. Gene Ontology annotation, cellular component: plasma membrane. The coding region runs from base 1 to 888 and encodes 295 amino acids. Lineage: Eukaryota; Evosea; Eumycetozoa; Dictyosteliales; Dictyosteliaceae.